Messenger RNA from Exophiala spinifera, 1530 nucleotides. RefSeq lists its product as uncharacterized. Lineage: Eukaryota; Fungi; Ascomycota; Eurotiomycetes; Chaetothyriales; Herpotrichiellaceae. The record is from RefSeq and is a predicted model, not a curated record. The coding region runs from base 1 to 1530 and encodes 509 amino acids. Gene Ontology annotation, molecular function: succinate-semialdehyde dehydrogenase (NAD+) activity. The transcript has 3 exons.
AUGACCACCACCAGAAGAGUAUCAAGCUGCCGCCUAUGGCGACCUCAAAACUACCACGUGGUCGCCAAAACCCACCCAAGAAUACGUGGCACAAGACCUCGAUAUCUUCAUACCGUGCCACUGAUAAUCAAUGGCAAGGAUGUUACAACAGAAGAGACGUUCCCAGUCAUUGGAUGUCUGAAUGGUGCAGAAAUAUCACAAUGCUCAACGGUCUCAACUCAGCAGGUCGUUGGUGCUGUGGAAGCCGCACAGAAAGCGUUCCCAAGUUGGUCAGCAACAAAACCAUCAGAGCGAAGAGACAUAUUUCUCGCAGCAGCUGAUAUUUUUAACAAACGGAAAGAAGAAAUGGCAACUUACAUCCACGAAGAGAUUGGAGCCAGCAAGCACUAUCAGGACUUUAUCAUUGGGUUGGCGAUCGAAGGGCUGAAGGAUACGGCUGGUAGAAUUGCUGGCGCUGUGACUGGGGAAAUCCCAGUUUCCAUUCACAAGGAUAUGCGCGCCAUGGUUCUGAAGAAACCUUAUGGGGUCGUUCUGGGUAUUGCACCCUGGAAUGCUCCGUAUCAUCUUGGACUACGCGCCAUCACCUUCCCAAUAGCCACAGGCAAUACCACCAUUCUCAAAGGGCCUGAGCUCUCACCACGUUGCUACUGGGCCUUCUCGGACGUAUUUCGGGAAGCUGGUCUACCCGAUGGUGUUCUCAACACCAUCUUCCACCGACCUUCUGAUGCCGCAGCGGUAACUGAGCAAUUGAUCAGUCACCCAUUGAUCAAGAAAAUCAACUUCACCGGCAGCUCAAAAGUUGGAAGUGUCAUUUCGUCAAGCGCUGGUAGGCAUUUGAAGCCUGUGUUAAUGGAGCUUGGAGGCAAGGCGAGCGCUAUUGUCUUGAAAGACGCCGACUUGAAGAACGCUGCUGUGCAAUGCACUUUGGGGGCUUUCCUCAAUGCUGGCCAGAUAUGCAUGUCCACGGAACGAAUUAUUGUCCAUACCUCCAUCGCCCACGAAUUUAAAAAGAUACUGCAGGAAACGGUCAAGCAGAUGUUUGGUACGCUUGAAACGACUCCUGUGUUGGUGACAGAGGCUUCAGCAGAGAGAAACCGCAGCCUUGUAGACAGUGCACUUUCGCAGGGUGCACAGCCCCUGUACGGCGAUACAGACUUAGCAGGAGGCCUGAAAACGAAAAUGACUCCGGUCGUCUUGACAAACAUAGACGAGAGUAUGGACUUGUAUGGAACCGAAUCAUUCGGGCCUAGUGUCUCGAUUUUUACUUUCGAAACAGAAAAAGAGGCUCUGGAGCUAGCAAACGACACUGAAUACGGUCUGUCGGCCUCGGUAUAUACUGAAGAUCUACGAGCAGGCUUUCGCGUGGCGGAAGGUAUCGAAUCUGGUGCGGUCCAUAUCAACUCGAUGACCGUACAUGAUGAGUUUGCUUUACCUCACGGCGGGGUCAAGAAGAGUGGCUUCGGUCGGUUCAAUGGCUAUCAAGGGCUCGAAGAGUUCCUCUACAGCAAGGCGGUCACAUGGAUGGAGUAA